Messenger RNA from Corvus hawaiiensis (hawaiian crow), 2531 nucleotides. Its product is annotated as rho guanine nucleotide exchange factor 11-like. The transcript is spliced from 22 exons. Gene Ontology annotation, biological process: G protein-coupled receptor signaling pathway. NCBI's taxonomy places the organism in Eukaryota, Metazoa, Chordata, Aves, Passeriformes, Corvidae. Gene Ontology annotation, molecular function: G protein-coupled receptor binding; guanyl-nucleotide exchange factor activity. The record is from RefSeq and is a predicted model, not a curated record. Bases 237 to 2531 code for a protein of 764 amino acids. Gene Ontology annotation, cellular component: cytoplasm.
GCCGGGCGAGCCCGGGGAUUGGGAGCGGCCUCCAGGCCUCUCCCUCGGCCCGGCCCCCAACGCGGGCGGGGGAACCUUUCCCCCCACAGCCGGGCCGCCACCGAACCGGAGCUUUGGGGGGUCGGGGGGCCGGGGGGGGGUCGGUCGGGGCCCCCCGAGGCCGCCGGGGCCGGGGAUGGUGGCGGGGGCGGCCGGAGCGGGGCGGCGGCUCCGGGCGCCCUGACAGAGCCAGCACCAUGAGCGUGAGGCCUCCGCAGGCCCUGGACAGGUUGAGCAGCCUCUCCUCGUCCCUGGGCGAUUCCCCCUCGGAGCGAAGGUCCCCCGGCCACACCCGGCAGCCCUCGGACGCCUCCGAGUCCACAGGGCUGGUGCAGCGCUGUGUGGUCAUCCAGCGGGACCAGCAUGGCUUCGGCUUCACCGUCAGCGGCGACCGCGUCGUCCUCGUGCAGUCCGUGCGGCCAGGUGGGGCUGCCAUGAAGGCCGGGGUGCAGGAGGGCGACCGGAUCGUCAAGGUCAACGGGACGAUGGUGACCAACAGCUCCCACCUGGAAGUGGUGAAGUUGAUCAAGUCCGGUGCCUACGUGGCCCUGACCCUGCUGGGAUCCCCCCCUGGAAUUUCUGGCUCCCAGCAGGACCCGGAGCCCUCGGGAUGUCCCCAAGGGACCCCCCCGGCCCCGCCGCCCCCCCAGCGCAUCACCGAGCCCAGGCCGCUCCAGGAUCCCGAGAUGCAGAAGCACGCGGCGCAGAUCCUGCGGAACAUGCUGCGCCAGGAGGAGGCCGAGCUCCAGCGCUUCCAGGAGCUCCUGAGCCGGAAUCCGGGAGCGGCCGUGGAGGAGCAGCUGGAAGGGGCCCGGCGCAGAGUGAGCCAGCUCCAGCUGAAAAUCCUGCAGGAAUCCCAGGGAUCCGCGGAUUCGGGGUUCCGGCCUCUGGAAGGGGAAGUUUUCCGGAGCCUCCCGGCGUUCCCGGGCUCGGGCAGGGCAGGAUCAGGGUCGGGGUCGGGAUCCCCGCAGCUCCCGGGACGCUUUUCCAUGGAUUCCCAGGAUGGCGACAGCGGCCUGGAGUCCGGCCCGGAGCGGCUCCCGUCCCUCGGGGAGGUGUCCCUGGCCCGGAAUUCCGGCCUUUCCGAGCCCGAGAGCCCCCGGACGUCUCCCGUGCUCGGCUCCCGCCUCUCCCAGCUCCGGCGCCAGGGCUCCGACCUUCCCUUCCCGACGGAUCAGGGAUUGGCAUCGGGAAAGCCGCUGAUCAUCGGCCCCGAGGAGGAUUGCGAGCCCGGGUAUUCCAAUAACGAGAGCGAUUCCCUGUUCCAGGACCUGAAAAGGCUCAAAUCCCGCCCGGCUCAUCUGGGAGUUUUCCUGAGGUUCCUCUUCUCCCAGGCGGAUCCCACUCCUCUGCUCUUCUACCUGUGCUGCGAUGUUUGCCGCCAGCAGAGCAAUCCCAAGGAUUCCCGAGCCUUUGGAAGGGACAUCUGGAAUAUUUUCCUGGACAGGAACGCGCCCCUCCGGGUGAAGGUGCCGGAGCAGCUCCUGACGGACAUCGACAACUGCCUCCGGAACGGCGGCGACCUGCAGCACUCCCUGGAGGCCGCUCAGGAAUCCGUUCUCCCGGAAAUCCAGGGGCAGCUCCGCGAGUACAGGACCAAGCGGACGCUGGGAUUGGGGAGUUUGUACGGAGAGAACGAGCUGCAGGAGCUGGAGGGGAAUUCCCAGCGGGAGCAGCGGGAGCAGCGGGAGCAGCGGGAGCGGGCGGUGGCCGAGCGGCAGCUGGGGCACCUCGGGGACAUCCUCUCCAAGUACGAGGAGGAGCGGAGCUCGGCGCUGGCCUUCGCCCUGGGCGCCUUCGUGGCGCACGCCGGCAUCCGGAGCCGGGAGCCGCGGCCGCCCGGAGCCCCCGAGAAGCUCCCGGACAAGGACAAGUGGCUGCCCUUCUUCCCCAAGGCCAAGAAGAGCAGCAGCUCCAAGAAGGAGAAGGAUUCCCUGGAAUCGGACAAGCGGCGGAAUCCGAUCCUCAGAUACAUCGGGAAGCCGCGGAUCUCCUCGCAGAGCACAUUUCAUGUCCCCCUGUCCCCCGUGGAAGCGCUGCGCCCGGGGAACGUGCGCACCAUGAUCCAGCACUUCGAGAGCGGCCACGGCGACGGCGCCGAGCCCGGAGCGCAGCGGGGCAGCCCCGACAGCGGCAGCGGGCAGCGACGGCGCCCGGGAGGCCGACGGCUCCCGCUCCGAGGUGCGGCUGGGCCGCUCCGAGAGCCUGAAGGGUCGGGAAGAGCUGAAGAAAUCCCGGAAAUCCGAGCUGGUUCCGCGCUCCCGCAGCGACGUGGACAUGGACGCGGCGGCCGACGGCCUCGCGGCUGCACCAGUCGGCCUCGUCCUCGGCCUCCAGCCUGUCAGCCAGGUGGGAAAGGCGGGAAUUGCCGGCCUGGAAUGCGGGAAAAGGCGGGAAAAGGCGGGAUUUGGGAUUUGGGAUCGGCCUCGGGGAAGGGACGGGAAGGGCAAAGGGUUGGGCUCGCGGGGAAAGUUGGGAUUUGGGGUUUUUAG